Molecule: messenger RNA, 194 nt
Organism: Racocetra persica
Lineage: Eukaryota; Fungi; Glomeromycota; Glomeromycetes; Diversisporales; Gigasporaceae
Source: the annotation of a GenBank genome assembly
GUGAUGGAGACGGAAGUAGAUUUUUAGAUAAACCUAUCGCUCCUCACUGCCUUAUGCAUUCACCAAGAAUAAUGGGAGUGGAAGACAGAGGAAUUCCAUCAACAGCGAUUGGUGUUGCUCCUCCUCACGCUGAGCAAGUUCAACCUCCAUUGUCCGCAAAACACAUUCAAAUAAUCGGCCAGCCUCGACAAUAA